This is a messenger RNA of Planococcus citri (citrus mealybug), 1105 nucleotides long. RefSeq names its product inactive serine/threonine-protein kinase 19-like. The record is from RefSeq and is a predicted model, not a curated record. Gene Ontology annotation, biological process: protein phosphorylation; positive regulation of Ras protein signal transduction. Bases 226 to 999 code for a protein of 257 amino acids. Gene Ontology annotation, molecular function: protein serine/threonine kinase activity. NCBI's taxonomy places the organism in Eukaryota, Metazoa, Arthropoda, Insecta, Hemiptera, Pseudococcidae. The transcript is spliced from 5 exons.
CAUUUUUCACAAAAUCGUGUUUUCUUUUUUUUCAAAAAAAAAAUUCGAAUGUCGAAAAUUCGAUAACACAAUUUGUGUCAUUUCAGCCGGGUUUCAGCUUGUGAAAUUGCUUCAGUUCAGUUCAAUUUUCGCCACUUUUGUGUAAUUUAAUCGUGUAACGUACUUGUCAUUCAUGAUUUGUCGAAUUAAUUCUAAAAAGAAGUGUGCUGCGGUUCGAUUAAGUAGAUGAAUCGUAAACGUAAAUCACAAACUGAGAAUGUCUCUUCAAAAAUCCCUCGUAUCGAGGAAGAUGAAACUGACGAAGAUGCAGAUCCUCUAAAACCGUCUUUUCCUGUUUGCAAUGAUACCGAAGCUGGGAUACAAUAUAUACGAAACAUAAUACUGAAGUGUAAAAAAUUGUAUCCUUUUCCACCGGUCGUAUUCGUCCAUCAGAUUUUCAAUAUUAUCCAGAACAGAACCACUGUCAAUAGGCAAAUUGAGAACCUACGUAAUGAGAAGAAAAUCGUAUUGAUUCAUAUGGGCAGCGAUGAGAAUAUGAAAAUAGUUGUAUUCCACGACGAUUUGAAAAAUCACGUACUCGCUGAGAAGACCAAGUCGGAAACGAUGCUUUUCCAGAAAUUUUUCGAUAAAGUGCUCCUGAGUACGAGGGAUAUAGGAAUUUCGAAAACGGAUUUGUUAAUCAAACAUCGAUUUUCCGAAGCUGAUGUCCGAACUUUGGUUAACGCUGGUCUAUUGAUUUUGAAAGAAACCGGUAUCUUUUGGUUUUCGUUUCCUUCGGCUGGUGCGUUUAUGAAAAGAGUACUGAAAGGACGUCAGAUUAUUCUGCAGAUAAUCAGGAAGCGCAGAUAUCGUGAAAUUUUACAAACUGAGUUGGAGAAAAGAAAGCUGGAUAAAUCUUUAGAAUUACCUUUACAUUACUUAAUACAUGAUCUCGUCGGAGGAAAAGUGCUGAAAUGCGUUGAAACAACAUCGGGUGCAUUACUACGAAGUAGUACGUGAUAUCGUCAUCUCUGUGAUAUUUAUCCUACAAGGAACUUUACAUUAUUCUUAAAUCGUCGUAAGAAUCGAACUAAACCAAAAAAAUAAAACAAUGCAUUACGUUUUA